AGCUGAUCAUCAUCAAUGAUCAAGCAAUUAACAAGUCCAAUUACUAUUUAUGUGAAGAUGUGACCCGCCUCACAAAGAGAACACGUAGGCCAAGGCGAAGACGGGAUGUGUUUACAUUGAUAUUCAAUAAACUGAAGUGCAACAUGAUAUGACUUGUCACCAAUAAUGCCAAUUGACUAUGGAUCAAUUAUUAAAUUGCUCAUUGUAUAUGGCGCUUUACUACAAAUAUUGGGUGAAUAUUCAAAAGAAAUUCCUUUUCCGAAGCACGUGGACAAGGCAGAAAACUCUCUUAUAUGGGCUGUGAAAGUGAAGGAAGCUGGCAAAAAAGAAAAAAGUGUCACAGAACGAAAUAGUGUGAACAAUCCCAUUCAAAGUGGGGUCCAAGAGAUAGCAAAUCAAUGCAAAUUAAUCUUUAUUGAUCAUGUGGAAGUUAUGGAGAACACUUAUUUAUUAGGAUUUGAUUCUAACAAGCUUGAUCAUUUUAUUUCCAAUUCCGAAAAUGGAUCCUAUGCCUUUGAACUUGACCAUCGGAAGCUUUACAUUAAGUUGCUACAUGACUUAUAUGUAUCCCAUAUACCUGACGUGUCUUUCAAAUUCAUUAGUGGUGCUUUAUCUCAGUGCUUGGACUCUCACCCGAUGGUGGAAUUAUUCAGUCAGCAAAAUAUACGAAGGAGAACCAAGAGGGAAGUGGACCUUCAUUUCACUGAUCCAUAUUUUAAGUUACAGUGGCAUCUUAUCAACAAUAAGAACAGGGACAUGGAUAUAAAUGUGACGGGAGUGUGGAGUAGGAAUAUCACAGGUCAUGGGGUCACGGUCGCUGUUGUUGACGACGGAGUGGAAUGGACCAACCCUGACCUCAGGGACAACUAUAACAGUGCUGGAAGCUGGGACCUAAACUCAGAUGACCCUGACCCUACCCCAAGUGCUUCAAAAGAUUCAAACCAUCAUGGAACCAGGUGUGCUGGAGAAAUAGCAGCUGUCCCAAAUUCUCACUGUGCUGUCGGGGUGGCAUAUGGAGCAAAGUUCUCAGGUCUCAAAGUUCUUGAUGGACCGAUGACUGAUAGUUUGGAAGCCAAGGCCUUUAACAAGAAAUCACAGAUUAAUGAUAUUUACAGCUGUAGCUGGGGCCCUGAUGAUGAUGGGAAAACUGUGGAUGGACCACAUGUAUUUGCUAAGGCAGCCAUGCAGUAUGGCAUUGAUUUCGGCAGGAGAGGGUUUGGAAGCAUCUACGUUGUUGCUAGUGGCAAUGGAGGUCGUUUCCAAGACAACUGUAACUAUGAUGGUUAUGCCAAUUCCAUAUACACUGUCACUGUAGGUGCAAUAGAUGAAGAUGGAAAUAUGCCUUUUUAUGCUGAAAAAUGUGCAUCUAUGCUUGCUGUGACCUUCAGCAGUGGAACCUCACAGCAUAGAAGCAUUGUGACAACUGACUGGACACAGAGGGGAGGGAAAGGCUGUACCACCGCCCACUCAGGGACCAGUGCAGCAGCUCCCCUAGCGGCGGGGAUGCUGGCUCUGAUGUUACAGGCUCGCCCUUGUCUGACCUGGAGAGAUAUCCAGUACCUCAUCAUACUGACCGCUCAGAAAGUUGAUGUUGAUCACUCCGAGUGGAAGAGAAACCAGGCAGGAUUAUAUCAUAGUCACAAACACGGAUUUGGGGUCAUGAAAGCCUGGAGAUUAGUCAAUGCAGCUAAGAUAUGGGAAACUGUGCCAUGGAUUACAUCAUACCUGUAUUCCAGUGAUGAAAUCCACCUCCAAAUUCCAAAAGGGACCAAUCAACCUCUGACUAUCACUCAUACAGUGACAAAAAAUGACAUCUCAGGUUUGAAUUUGUUUGUUCUGGAACAUGUGCAGUUGUUUGUGACAAUCACUCAUCCAUGCCGUGGGGAUCUAGAGAUUACCCUGGUAUGUCCCAGUGGUACCAACUCCAUUGUGGCCACACCCAGAAAAGUGGACCGGUCUGAUGCAGGUUUCCAGGACUGGGCUUUCAGCACAGUAAGAUGUUGGGGGGAGGAUCCAACAGGAGUGUGGACCAUUCUUAUCACUGACCAUGAUACCUCCUCAUAUGGAUCUGGAUUUAUCCAAUCCUGGAAAUUAAAACUCCAUGGAACAUGGAUAACCAGACAACAAUUUGACGAAAGGAAACGGCUGGUACUGGAAGCAAUGGAUGGGCGGUUCCUCAAUGACAGUUACCAGAGGCCAUGCCCAGAGGCUGGUCCAGAUGCUGCUCCAAAACAACCCGUGUCUCAAAGGACCCUCAAGUUUGUUAUGCUUGCUGGGAUAUUUUGCCUGGUCAUGGCACUGUACGAGACAUUUGAGUAUGCUGCUUGUUAUAGAGAUGAGAAAAAAGCUCAGAGACAAAGAAUGCUGGAACAUCUUCAAACUAAUCGAUCAGUACGUGACGGAGAUAUUGAGGAUGCGGAUCACCCAGAGUCCCAGAGACUCUUAAGUAACGAAACAGAGACAGUUAUUCCCUUGGAUACCUUUGAUGUCCGUGAAAUUGCUUUAGACAUUGGGAAUAGUACAAAUGAUGGAGAUGACAGUGAAAGUCUUCAGUUGAUAAGUCACUGAGGACAUGUGUUCUUUUUAAAUGGUGCUUCCAAUGAUUUUUAAUAAACUCUACAUGUAUAGAUGGAGUGAAUUUUCCUUAAACUGUGAUUCUCACUUAUAAAAUGCAUUGUAUUACCAUCAAUGUCUUUCAAUUUCAUGUACCCGCACAUGUAUUUCCCAAUGUUCUUGUAAUUAUAUUGAAUGUACAUGUAUACUUCUUUUAAAUAAUAAAAAUUGAUUAUAUAU
This is a messenger RNA of Magallana angulata, 2793 nucleotides long. RefSeq names its product proprotein convertase subtilisin/kexin type 7-like. The record is from RefSeq and is a predicted model, not a curated record. Bases 166 to 2568 code for a protein of 800 amino acids. Gene Ontology annotation, cellular component: trans-Golgi network; Golgi membrane. The transcript is spliced from 17 exons. Gene Ontology annotation, molecular function: serine-type endopeptidase activity. NCBI's taxonomy places the organism in Eukaryota, Metazoa, Mollusca, Bivalvia, Ostreida, Ostreidae. Gene Ontology annotation, biological process: protein processing.